CCGACUUGGAGCCCGCAGUUCGUGACCUCAUCCGAGAGUACCACGACGUUUUCCCAUCGUCGUUCUCGUACGCCGGCAUCCCACCGAUGCGUGACGUCGAGCACUCCAUUCAGCUUGUGCCUGAUUAUCGUGUUCACCACCAAGCACCCUACAGACUCUCGAUCCCCAUGGCCACCAAACUCAAGCGUCAGCUUGAGGAGCUCUCGAGACUGGGUUUCAUUAAACCCAGCAACUCCCCGUGUGGUGCACCCGUCCUCUUUGCUCGCAAAGCGGACGGAACUCUCCGUCUCUGCAUCAACUAUCGCGGUCUCAACCGCUACACGAUUAAGAACAACUACUCCAUGCCUCGUUCCGAUGAGUUGUUCGGCCGCCUAGCAGGCAACCGCUUCUUUACGAAGAUUGAUCUUCGUAGCGGUUACCAUCAGAUCCGCGUCGCUGCAGACGAUCAGCUGAAGACCACGUUCCGAUCACGAUUCAGCCACUGCGAGUUCACGGUGAUGCCAUUCGGCCUCACUAAUGCUCCGGCUACCUUUCAGAGGUCGAUGAACGACAUCUUCAGGGACAUCCUGGAGCAGUACGUUCUCGUCUACCUCGACGAUAUCCUAGUCUACAGUCGUACCCUUGAGGAACACCUCAGACAUCUCCGCGACGUCCUUGACCGCUUGCGCAGACAUGGCUUCUACGCCAAGCUGAGCAAGUGUGAUUGUCCAAUAGCCUUCUACUCCCGUCAGCUCCUGCCCGCCGAGAUAAACUACACUGCUGAUGAACAUGAGGUUCUCGCAGUAGUUAAUGCCGCUCGGCACUGGCAUCACUACCUGCACGGGGCACCAUUCACAGUGCGCACGGACAACUCUGUUGUCCAGGCUUUUCUGACAAAGCCGAAGCUCACUCCUCGACAGGCUCGCUGGUGGCGUGACCUAUCCGAGUUUAGUUUCACCACUGAGCACAUCAAGAGUGAGACUAAUCGGGUUGCAGAUGCCCUAUCCCGACGCCCUGACCACGACCAAGAGCACAUCCAGCUCUCUUCCAUCUCGGUCACCACCGUCCACCACUCGGUGAUCGACGAGUUUCGCCCCGACUAUCGCGACAUCCACGCGACCCUUCGGAGUGGCAAGACCGUCCCGAACUACUCUCUCGGGGACAACGAUCUUGUGUACUGGCACGGUUCACCGGGCACCAGAGAGCCCCGUAUUUGCGUUCCCUCCACUGGACAGCUACGUGUCCGAGCAGAAGCAGAGUUCUAUGACCAGGCAGCUGCUGGUCAUAUGGGCUUCCACAAGACGUUGGCUCGUUUGAGCCGCCUGUACGUCUGGCCGAAGCGCAAGGACUUUGUGAAGGACUACGUCGCAAAGUGUCUCACCUGUCAGGAGGUGAACAGUGUGAACCACCUGCCUUAUGGUUUGCACCAGCCUCUUCCUAUCCCUGAGGGUCGUUGGCAGUUCAUCUUGAUGGACUUUAUCGGUCCUCAUCGUCCUCCGACCCCUCGCGGUCAUGAUGCUAUCCUGGUCGUCGUCGACCGCUUCACGAAGCGUGCACACUUUGUUCCGUGCCGCUAUGCCAUCAGUGCACGUGAGGUCGUCGACAUCGUGUUUAACCGAGUCGUGCGUGACCACGGCUUACAUCUGAGCAUCAUAUCUGACCGUGACCCGCGCUUUACGAGCCGAUUCUGGCGACGGCUCCACGAGGUAUACGGCAUUCAGCUCCGCUUUUCCUCGUCUUACCAUCCUCAAACUGAUGGUCAGACCGAGAUCACGAACAGGACUCUCGGAGAUAUUCUUCGAAAGAUUGUUCGUGACGACCAGCAGUGGGAUCUUCAUCUUGCCCACAAGGAGAUAGCCAACAACCACGCCGUCUCGCCAGCCACAAGGAUGUCGCCUUACUAUUGCGACCUCGACUAUCACCCUCGUGUUCCCGCGGACUUCCUUCGACCGUCCCAGUUGCACCCCGACACGAGUUGUCUCGCGCUGGACGAUUGAGUUGCACACAUGACGUCGAUCAUGAAGACCGCCCAUGAGCACAUAGCCGC
Messenger RNA from Chara braunii, 2026 nucleotides. Lineage: Eukaryota; Viridiplantae; Streptophyta; Charophyceae; Charales; Characeae. The record is from the annotation of a GenBank genome assembly.